AUGACCACGGACCAGCCCAGUGGUGAACCUCCCAUCAUCCGAGAUCUGAGAAACUCUAAAGGCCAUGGCUUCGAGUGCAUGGUGUUUGACGGUCUCUACAUGCCGCCGUCUUUGGUGAAGGGAGAAACUCCUGAAACGACCCUUGAGAGCAUCAGAGACAUUGAACUUUAUGACGAUGACGUCAUCAUCUGCGCGUUUCCAAAGCACUCACUGGGUGUGGAAGUCGUUGAGAUGCUACGAAGUGGGGUCAUUGAGUACAGGAAGCAAGUUAAGGAAACUCAGGAGUUUGAACUUAUAUACAAAGAAGGUGUAGACGCACUGCCGGCACCGCGAACCCUGAACACUCACUUAUAUCUGCGCAUGCUCCCCAAACAGGUCGUGGAGAAGAAGAUUAAGUGUAUCCAGAUCAUGCGCAAUCCUAAAGAUGCCUGUGUGUCUUUCUUCAACCAAUACAGAUAUACCCUUGCACCUGUCGGCUUUGAAGGAGACCUGGGAGAGUUUACAGAAAUAUAUUUGUCGGGCCAAAUGUUUUUCGGAUCCUACUCCGACUACCUCCUGACAUGGAAAGCAGAAUUGGACAGAUCUCCAGGACAACCUGUACUGGAGUUGGUGUACGAGGACAUGAAACUUGACCCUGUCAAGAGUGUGAAAGACAUCGCUAGAUUUCUAGGCCUGGCAGUUACAGACCAGUUCUGUGAAGAAGUUGCACAUGCAUGUUCCUUUAAGAAGAUGAGACAAGUAGACAAGGACCUGAAAGAGGAGUACGAUAUGAUCAAGUUUUGGAAAGAGGGGGACCGUUGGUUAUUACAGAAAAGGGGAAGUAGGAGACUGGAAAAACUGGUACACUGUGGCUGAAAGCGAAAAGUUCGACCGGAUAUGGAAUGAAAAAAUGAAGGAUUCCGGGAUCACAUUCACAUAUUCAUUAUAAUCUUAAUGAAUCCCCGCAGAAUUUCCAAUAUUUUAUUUAGCAUUUACAGAACGUCCCAUACUAUCUUACAAGCUUAUACUCAGGGAAGAGAUGACAUUUGCCAUACAUGUACAACUGAAAUGGCUAUCUUGUUAUGUUAACAGUUCACAACAACUUCUGCCUCAGGGCUACC
Messenger RNA from Haliotis rubra (blacklip abalone), 1100 nucleotides. Its product is annotated as sulfotransferase 1C4-like. Bases 1 to 855 code for a protein of 284 amino acids. The record is from RefSeq and is a predicted model, not a curated record. Gene Ontology annotation, molecular function: sulfotransferase activity. NCBI's taxonomy places the organism in Eukaryota, Metazoa, Mollusca, Gastropoda, Lepetellida, Haliotidae. Gene Ontology annotation, cellular component: cytoplasm. The transcript is spliced from 6 exons. Gene Ontology annotation, biological process: sulfation.